UUGAUCUGCCCCAGCUCUGUGACACCAGAGUCCGGCAAUCAGCAUUCAUCAUCAAUCGAUGCAGGGACAACAACAGACGCCAUUCUUCCCCGGCUCACGGCUCACGCACGGCUAUCUGACAGCCUCGACGCUUGACCGGCAGCCACUAUGCGGUAAUCCAGAGGGCUGGGGCCCAAUCAGCCCCAUACGAUACGACUUCACGCCGUGUUUUCUGGAUGUGUGGAUAGCUGCCGUGGCCGUGUUUGGCAUCGUGGGCGGAGCGGGCGCGUUGUGGUAUCUCUACCGCAACUGCACGCCGCAGCCAGUGAAGCGCAACUGGCAUUUCUUCGCAAAGUUGACAACCAUCGUAGCACUCAUCGGCACGACGGCAGCCCAGGCUGCAUUACAAAUCGCAUACUAUAAACACGUCUGGGCUGGUGACUUCCGCUUCUGGACUACCAUUCUCACCGCCGUCUCGCUCCUUGUCAUCUUCCAGAUCCAAUACAUUGAGCACUGGAGAUCGAGAAAUGCCAACGGCGUUGCGCUCUUCUACUGGCUCCUCCUGCUAGUUUCGUACGCUGUCAAGCUUCGCUCUCUCAUUUCGCAGCAAAUACACCGCGAACAUGUGGCGUACUUUGCAGUCUUCUGCACGAGCGUGGGUUUGGCGGGGCUUUCCUUUAUUCUGGAAUGGCUGGUGCCAAAACGCAUGAGCGAUUAUGACAUGCUCGGCGACGACGACGAAUGCCCGUACGAAUAUGCCGACGUGUUUUCUGUCUUGACGUUUGGCUGGAUGACGCCCAUGAUGAAACGCGGAUACAAGAGCUUCCUCACUCAAGAUGACCUAUGGAACCUGCGAAAGCGCGACUCGACUCGAGCGACCAUGUCGACGUUUGAAAAGGCCUGGGAACAUGAAAUGGAGAAGAAGAACCCGUCGCUUUGGAUCGCUCUGUUCCAUUCCUUCGGUGCGCCAUACCUUCGGGGAGCCCUCAUCAAGACUGUCAGUGACGUCUUGAACUUUGUCCAGCCCCAGCUGCUCAGGCUACUUAUUACCUUUGUGCAUUCGUACAGCACCGACAAGCCACAGCCCGUCAUCCGCGGUGCUGCGAUUGCCAUUGGCAUGUUUGUUGUUUCAGUCUCCCAGACGGCCUGUCUCCAUCAGUACUUCCAGCGCGCAUUUGAGACUGGCAUGCGCAUCAAGUCUUCGCUCACCGCUGCCAUCUACGCAAAGUCAACCCGCCUAUCCAACGAAGGCCGAGCAUCCAAGUCUACCGGAGACAUUGUCAACUACAUGGCCGUGGAUACGCAGCGUCUACAAGACCUUGCGCAAUACGGCCAGCAGCUAUGGUCUGCUCCCUUUCAAAUUGUCUUGUGUAUGCUCUCGCUAUAUCAACUGCUUGGUGUGAGCUGUUUCGCAGGAGUAGCUGCCAUGUUUGUCAUGAUUCCCAUUAACGGUGUGAUUGCACGAUGGAUGAAGACAUUGCAGAAAGAGCAGAUGAAGAACAAGGACUCGCGUACAAAGCUGAUCUCGGAGAUUCUCAAUAACAUGAAGUCGAUCAAGCUGUACGCCUGGACUACCGCCUUUGCCAGCCGCCUGAACACUAUCCGAAACGACCAAGAACUCAAGACCCUACGCAAGAUUGGUGCCACCCAAGCCUUCUCCACAUUCACAUGGUCCACUACACCGUUCCUUGUAUCUUGCUCCACAUUCGGCGUCUUUGUACUUACGCAAAACCGUGCCCUGACAACCGACAUUGUAUUCCCAGCGCUUACACUCUUCAACCUCCUUACCUUCCCUCUUGCUAUUCUCCCAAUGGUCAUCACCGCCAUUGUCGAGGCUAGCGUUGCCGUGGGCCGUAUUACCGGGCUAUUGACUGCCGAUGAGUUGCAGGAGGAUGCCGUCAUUCGUGAGGAUGCCGUAACCGAGACCGGCGAUGAGUCGGUCCGCAUUCGUGAUGCUAGCUUCACCUGGGACAAGAAUGCUGAACGCCGGGCUCUGCACGACAUCAACUUUGCUGCGCACAAGGGCGAGCUCGCGUGUGUUGUCGGUCGUGUCGGUGCGGGCAAGUCUUCGCUCCUCCAGGCGGUACUUGGCGAUUUGUGGAAGAUCCAUGGCGAGGUCGUGCUAAGGGGAAAGACAGCCUAUGUGCCUCAGCAGGCUUGGGUUAUGAAUGCGUCUGUCCGUGAGAAUAUUGUCUUUGGUCACCGUUGGGAUCCGCAAUUCUACGAGAAGACUAUUAAUGCCUGUGCUCUGCGCGACGACUUUGCAUCCCUUCCUGACGGCGACCAGACCGAGGUUGGUGAGCGCGGUAUCUCCCUAUCGGGCGGACAAAAGGCACGUCUCACCUUGGCUCGUGCCGUGUAUGCUCGUGCCGACAUCUAUCUGCUCGACGAUUGUCUGUCGGCCGUUGAUCAACAUGUUGCAAGACAUCUCAUCGACAAUGUACUUGGUCCCAAGGGCUUGCUCGCGGGCAAGACGAGGAUUCUCGCCACCAACUCCAUCCCAGUCUUGAUGGAAGCUGACAUGAUCCUGUUGCUUCGCGAGGGCAGAAUUCUCGAGAGGGGCAGCUAUGGUCAACUGAUGGCAAUGAAGGGUGAAAUCGCCCAACUGAUCAAGACAUCUCAAAACGAAGACCAAGGAGAGGACGACAGCACUCGCACGUCUGAUAGCAUCAUAAGCGACGAGGACAGCACGGUUUACGGUGGUGGUAGCCCCAAUGGCGCCGACGAUGAAGAAGACCAAGCCGAAGCCGAAGCAGCACAGGAAGGUGGCGCUCAUCUCGCACCUUUGAGAGUCGGCGGUGGAACUGGUCGCAAGUCGAGCUUCCAAACGCUUCGCCGUGCGAGCACGGCCAGCUUCAAGGGGCCCCGCGGCAAGGUCACUGAUGAAGAGGGUGCGCCACUGAAGAGCAAGCAGACCAAAGAAUUCCAGGAGCAGGGCAAGGUCAAAUGGGCCGUCUAUGGCGAGUACGCAAAGACGAGCAAUCUCGUUGCCGUCACCAUCUACUUGUUGCUCCUUGUUGGAGCCCAGACAGCUUCUAUUGGUGCAAACGUGUGGCUCAAACAUUGGUCGGAUAUCAAUCAGCGGUUCGGGGGAAACCCUCAUGUUGGCCGAUACAUUGGCAUCUACUUUGCGUUCGGUGUGGGGUCUGCCGCUCUUGUGGUGGUACAAACGCUCAUUCUAUGGAUUUUCUGCUCCAUCGAGGCUAGUCGUAAGCUACAUGAGCGGAUGGCGUUUGCCAUCUUCCGCUCACCAAUGAGCUUCUUUGAAACAACGCCUGCAGGACGCAUCCUGAAUCGGUUCUCAAGUGACAUCUACCGAGUAGACGAGGUAUUAGCCCGAACGUUCAACAUGCUCUUCGUCAAUUCCGCCCGAGCCGGCUUCACCCUUGUUGUUAUCUCAUGGUCGACGCCAGCAUUUAUCGCUCUGAUCAUACCGCUUGGCGCGCUAUAUCUGUACAUUCAGCGAUAUUAUCUGCGCACGUCGCGGGAGUUGAAGCGCCUUGACAGUGUCAGUCGAAGCCCAAUCUAUGCGCACUUCCAAGAGAGCUUGAGCGGCAUGAGCACGAUUCGCGCCUACAACCAGCAGAAACGCUUUGAGAUGGAGAAUGAGUGGCGCAUCGAUGCCAAUCUACGUGCUUAUUACCCUUCCAUCAGCGCCAAUCGAUGGCUCGCUAUUCGUCUCGAGUUCAUUGGCUCCGUCAUCAUCCUGGCUGCUGCAGGUUUCUCCAUCAUUUCCGUCGCAAAUCACAGCGGACUUUCGGAUGGCUGGGUCGGUCUAGCCAUGUCUUAUGCGCUCCAGAUUACACAGAGUCUCAACUGGAUUGUCCGACAGACUGUUGAAGUGGAGACCAACAUCGUUUCUGUGGAACGUGUGCUUGAGUAUGCUGCAUUGCCCAGCGAGGCGCCUGAGAUCAUCUCCAAGAAUAGACCACCAAUCAGCUGGCCAUCGCAAGGUGCCGUCGCCUUCAACAACUACAGUACCCGAUACAGGCCUGGUCUGGACUUGGUGCUCAAGAACAUCAACAUCUCCAUUAAGCCAAAGGAAAAGAUUGGAGUUGUGGGCCGAACGGGUGCUGGCAAGAGUUCACUCACUCUUGCGCUCUUCCGUAUCAUUGAACCCACGGAAGGCUUUGUAAGCAUCGACAAUCUCAACACAAGUACCAUCGGACUUUUGGACCUUCGUCGACGCCUGGCCAUCAUCCCUCAAGAUGCUGCGCUCUUUGAAGGCACUGUUCGCGACAACCUGGACCCUGCACAUGUACACGACGACACUGAGCUGUGGAGUGUCUUGGAUCACGCACGCCUCAAGGAACACAUCUCAUCUAUGCCAGGCAAGCUCGACGCUGUCGUCAAUGAAGGUGGUUCCAAUUUCUCUGCCGGUCAACGCCAACUCGUGUCCCUCGCCCGCGCUCUGCUUACGCCCUCCAAUAUUCUCGUCUUGGAUGAGGCCACCGCCGCUGUCGACGUUGAAACCGAUGCCAUGCUGCAAAGCACUCUCCGAACAAGCAUGUUCAACAACCGCACAAUCAUCACCAUCGCCCACCGCAUUAACACGAUCCUAGACAGUGAUCGCAUCAUUGUGCUGGACAAGGGCGAAGUCAAGGAGUUUGAUAGCCCAGCAGAACUCGUGAAGAAGAAGGGCCUGUUCUUUGAGCUUGUCAAGGAAGCCGGUCUGCUCAAUGCGCUGGAUAUGUCGCAGUCAUCGUUGUAGUCGUUAUUUUGCUUUGUAGGGAAAGGAAAAUAGCGUGUAGCAGAUUUGUCUCAGCAUACUACGCGGAUUCAAUGGGAAAAAUCAUGUAAUGCCUCUGUCUAUAGUAGGUAUGCCGUGGGGGAGUUCAUUGGGUCUGCUAAUGAGCUUUUUCUGCUUUGUGGCAUACGGAAAGGCAAUACUGUAAUUGCUGUCGACAGUCAAGAAGCAUAAAAAAGCAGCCGAAAUUUCCAUAUCAAAAGCCAAUUUUGAUACACAGGUGGAGGAGGACAACCAGUAGGAAAGGAAAGGAAUAGUUGGGUAAGGGUGUAGGGUAGUGUAAAGCGCGCUUCUAUGAGAACAGAACGAACUACACAUAAGUAGCAA
This is a messenger RNA of Exserohilum turcica Et28A, 5053 nucleotides long. RefSeq lists its product as uncharacterized. Gene Ontology annotation, biological process: transmembrane transport. Gene Ontology annotation, molecular function: ATP binding; ATP hydrolysis activity; ABC-type transporter activity. NCBI's taxonomy places the organism in Eukaryota, Fungi, Ascomycota, Dothideomycetes, Pleosporales, Pleosporaceae. Bases 59 to 4690 code for a protein of 1543 amino acids. The transcript is spliced from 8 exons. Gene Ontology annotation, cellular component: membrane. The record is from RefSeq and is a predicted model, not a curated record.